Messenger RNA from Vitrella brassicaformis, 577 nucleotides. NCBI's taxonomy places the organism in Eukaryota, Vitrellaceae. The record is from the annotation of a GenBank genome assembly.
UCAGUUGCCGCACUGCCCCCCCAGCUCAAUCACUUCGGCCAUCUCACCCCAGUCCCCCUCCUCAACCACACACACAGCCGCCAGCAGAUCAUGUGUGCCGAACUGGUCGUCGUCGAACCGCAGCAGCUGCACUUGCUGCCCAUUCACAUUCGCCCGCCGCAGCCCCGCCUGUGAGCCCAGCGAGUGGCUGAGCCGAUCUCUCAGCUGCGCUUCUCCGAAGAGCUGUUUGAGCCAGGUGCAGGUGGCCCUCAGCCGCACGACGUCCUUGACGCUGAGGAGGUAGCGGCUCCUCCGGCCCACACACAGGUAUGACACGGGGUGCUGCUGCUGCUCGUGGUGCUGCAUGGGAUGGAUGGGCCAAGACGGUCAGAUGAGUGAGGCAGUGGUCGACGACAGGCUGCACAGAGCGACAGAGCCGACAGACCGAGGAUUAUGUCCAUCAAGCAUGCUGCUCACACAGAUCUGUGUGCUGCUCACCUCGUUCGAUGCUCAGAUGGACAGAUCAGAGAGAGGUCAAUGAGCUAACACAACCACCAUCAGCACCAGCGGCAGAUGAGGAGGCCCUCGUCGCUCCUCA